GUUCUCCAGGCCUGUCAAAGUUCACACGUUCUAGGGUUAAUGCAGUCUUUAUAUAGAAGCCCUAAUCCGUUGUUCUCCGCCUCGCGCCGCUUUCCUCAGUUUCCUGCGUUUAUCGUCGCCAAGGUGAUUUGGUCACAUAUUUGUGAAUCUAGGGAAGCGAUCUCACUUUCAAGAUGCAGAACGAAGCGGGUGAAAUGAUGGAUCUUUACAUCCCUAGAAAAUGUUCUGCUACGAACAGACUAAUCACUGCCAAGGAUCACGCAUCCGUCCAAAUCAAUAUUGGACACUUGGAUGAUAAUGGAGUGUACACCGGCCAGUAUACCACUUUUGCUCUUUCUGGCUUUAUUCGUGCUCAGGGUGAUGCUGAUGGUGCUCUUGACAGGCUUUGGCUGAAGAAGAAAACAGAAAUCAAGCAACAAUAGUUGCUUAAUUUCUUUUAUCUGUUAUGAACCUAAGCAGGAGUCAUUAUGGUUAUGGUUUUGUUAGUUAUACAACAAUUUGCUGCUGUUUGAUGUUUUAAACAAGUAGAUUUCUGAGACAUGCCAUAUCACAUUGCCAUUUGGUCGUGUUGAUUUUUUAAGUUGAUGAUUUUCUCUUGAAGAUCUGUUUAGCCUUGUGCGUCAGUGAAAUUUAGCCCUAAUAAAGUUUUUGAUUCAUAAUCUAA
Zingiber officinale is the source of this 664-nucleotide messenger RNA. RefSeq names its product 40S ribosomal protein S21-like. The transcript has 4 exons. The record is from RefSeq and is a predicted model, not a curated record. Gene Ontology annotation, biological process: endonucleolytic cleavage in ITS1 to separate SSU-rRNA from 5.8S rRNA and LSU-rRNA from tricistronic rRNA transcript (SSU-rRNA, 5.8S rRNA, LSU-rRNA); translation; endonucleolytic cleavage to generate mature 3'-end of SSU-rRNA from (SSU-rRNA, 5.8S rRNA, LSU-rRNA). Gene Ontology annotation, molecular function: structural constituent of ribosome. NCBI's taxonomy places the organism in Eukaryota, Viridiplantae, Streptophyta, Magnoliopsida, Zingiberales, Zingiberaceae. The coding region runs from base 174 to 422 and encodes 82 amino acids. Gene Ontology annotation, cellular component: cytosolic small ribosomal subunit; ribosome.